AUGAAUACUAAAAAACCACGAAAAUUUUUAAACAAAUCACAUACAACUGAAAUUUCAGUUGAAACAACUCAGUUACGAAAAAAGGCAACGAACAAAUUUUCACAAAUGCUAUCCUAUGUUAAAUCAACAACAGCUAGAUUAUCAACCGAUGAUGUAGAAAAUGAUCAAGGAAACCUACAUGUUGAUGUAGAAAAUGAUCAAGAAAGUCUGUCUGUUGAUGUAGAAAAUGACCAAGUAAACUCGUGCAAAAAAUCAUUUGAGCUAGUAGUACCUUUUGAUUUAGAAAAAGAUCAAGGAGUUUCGCGUAAAAAAUCGCUUAAACUAAUGUCUACAGAUAUAGAAAAGAAUUAG
Messenger RNA from Funneliformis caledonium, 351 nucleotides. NCBI's taxonomy places the organism in Eukaryota, Fungi, Glomeromycota, Glomeromycetes, Glomerales, Glomeraceae. The record is from the annotation of a GenBank genome assembly.